GUACACGUGGGUGUUUGUAUAAUGCGAAGGUGAGGCCCGAAGGGCCGAGCCGAGCACGGUGAGUACACAUGCCUUAUCCCCUCUCCCUCAUGAACGGAUGGAUGCAUGGCUAUAAGCCUCACCAACCUAGCAGGGGUCUUGAUGCACGUCUGCACAUACACGCAACACACAGACACACACACACAGAAAAAGAGAGAGAGAGAGAGAGAGAGACAUACAGGAAAACACAUGAGGAGAUGAGACGGGCAAUGGGUGGACACGUGUGGUGCGGUCUAAUGGAUGCGUACUUUGCCUACUUUGCCCUCAAGCGUGUAGCCGUGGGGACACAUGUAUUGCGGAGGGACAGUGACGCGGGACGACACGGGCUAAAGGGACACGUAGAGACCACACGUAGAGACCACACACACAAUGAUCAAGUGAUCCAUUGAUUGCUAUUCUGUUUCCUCCCCGUCUUUGUCUCUGUCUGCAAUACAGACCUUUCUGCAUUUAAAUGGGAGCCGUACUUCCGUUUCGCGUACAUGUCUGCAUGACAUACAGGCACACACAUGAGCUACAGACAAUGUCCAUCCAUCCAUUCGUGUGUGUGGUGUGGCCUAGCGUACGCAUUGCCAGCCGUCCUGCGGGGUUGUAGCGUUUGGAGCACCUGGCCUGCAGGUGUGCUUGCGAUCUUGAUGCACUCCCCUUCACCAGGUAUACCUGGUUUGUCCCAAUUUCUCGGGUACUACCCCUGCAGACACGAAAGAGAGAAGGGAACGUAUGCGUUUGCAUGCGUGUGCAUGUGUGUGACCAGCCGCGACCACUGGGCAGUAGGAUAAGACACCGAAUUUGCUCCCGGUGGAUUCGGUGUAGGCCUACUUAGAAACUUUCCCCCCAUUCCCGCCACUGAUAUGUAUACCCGGACUCACAGUACGGGAUGGCGGGCAUCGUGUGGGGCAUGUAGUGCCCCAUGGGCAGUGCACCUCAUUGUCGUUUUCCUCAUCGCCAUAAAGGAGAGGAUGACACAGCACAGCACAACAGACAUUCAUCAGCUAUGUGCGUGACGCGUGUGUCUGGUGUGGGGCGUGUGCGUGGGGUGGGGGGGUGCGGCGCGCCUGCCAGUGGCUCGCUACAUUGGAGCCAGUAGUCUUGGCCUUUGUCUCCAUCUUCAUCGGCGCCAUCUGUGGUAUGUUAUGCAAAGUUGCAUUCUCCCCAGCUGGGGCCAUGGGGGCCAUAGUCAUCGCGGUGGGCGCUGGUGUAUAGGUGGUGCUCUCCCGGCGGAGGAUGUCACGCUGGCAAACGACGACAGUACCUGCUGCAAUGAAAGGUAGCGCACACAACACCACAGAGAAAUCAGAUGAGUUUUGUGUGUCGGGAGCGCCUGCACUGACCUGAUCCUUCUUAUCUUCGUGUGUUCUCACGACGGCGUCCCGCGAUAUGCCUUCGGGCGCAGCUUGCACAAGCACGACACACCACAGCGAGACGGAUGGAUGGAUGGAUGGGCAGAUCUACGGCAGAUCUAUCCCCGGCCCCCACACCCCCACACACGUACCUGUGCGAGUGUGGCCUGAAGGCCCAGGAGGGCGAUGAGCACGACGCUGGAGAUCAUACUCGCAACGUAACCGGGCUUUUCACGGAGACCCGCAAAGUCAUAAUACUGUGGUCAGUUUUUCACGUAGAGGGCCAGUUUUCCACUCGGGGCUUCAGUUCCGUUGCAGAGCGCCGGCCUUCCG
Messenger RNA from Vitrella brassicaformis, 1709 nucleotides. The record is from the annotation of a GenBank genome assembly. NCBI's taxonomy places the organism in Eukaryota, Vitrellaceae.